Molecule: messenger RNA, 951 nt
Organism: Prunus armeniaca (apricot)
Lineage: Eukaryota; Viridiplantae; Streptophyta; Magnoliopsida; Rosales; Rosaceae
Source: the annotation of a GenBank genome assembly
AUGAAGAAGAAAUAUUUGAUAGGAGGAAAUGCUGCUUUUACUUUGUUAAUUUUGAUGAUUGGUGUGGCCUUGUGUAGUUUGGUUGUAAAGAAGCGAACAGUCAGGAUUGGUGGACAUGAAAAUUACUCCAAGGAUGUGACCUCCAUAAAUAAGGAUCUUGAGAGACGAGCAUUCCCUAAACGAUUUUCUUAUAAGGAAUUAGUUGCAGCCACCAAUGGCUUUGCAAACACUGGAAGGCUAGGCCAAGGAGGGUCAGGACAUGUUUAUAAAGGAAUCUUACAGGAUCUAGGCUGUGAAAUUGCCUUGAAGAAAAUAUUUGCAAAAUCUGAUUACUAUGAGAAAAUCUUCAUCAAUGAAGUCAAAAUUAUAAGCCGCUUAUUGGAUGGUGUCAGGAGGAAGGCGAAUGCUUACUUGUUUAUGCAUACAUGCCUAACAGCAGCCUCUACACCCUGCAAUGGAAGUUCAGGGAUAUCAAAUCAGCUAACAUAUUGUUGGACAAAGACUUCAGCACUAAGCUCGGUGAUUUCGGGAUUGCAAACAAUAGGGGUGGUAGGGACUUUUGGAUACAUAGCCCCAGAAUAUGCAAAUGGAGGAAGGGCCAGUAAAGAAUGUGACAUGUUUAGUUUUGGAGUUGUGGCCUUGGAAAUUGCAUGUGGAAGGAGGACUUACCAGGAUGGAGAAUUUCACGUGCCACUUGUCAGUUGGGUUUGGGAACUGUACCUUGCAGGUAAUCUUCUCCAUGCAGCUGAUGAGAGAUUGGAUAAGAUUUUUGAUAAAAAUGAAAUGGAAUGCUUGUUAAUUGUGGGAUUAUGGUGCACUCAUCCCAGCAGCAAGGGAAGGCCAAGAGCUGGAAAAGUCAUGAAGGUUCUUCAGCUUGAAGCACCGUUGCCGGAACUUCCACAUGACAUGCAAGAACUUGAGCAUCAUCUGUCUCAUCAUGAUCUCAUAUGA